Messenger RNA from Mesoplodon densirostris (Blainville's beaked whale), 2397 nucleotides. It is a transcript of the gene WSB1, whose product is annotated as WD repeat and SOCS box containing 1. Gene Ontology annotation, molecular function: protein binding. Gene Ontology annotation, biological process: intracellular signal transduction. The record is from RefSeq and is a predicted model, not a curated record. NCBI's taxonomy places the organism in Eukaryota, Metazoa, Chordata, Mammalia, Artiodactyla, Ziphiidae. The transcript is spliced from 6 exons. The coding region runs from base 300 to 1034 and encodes 244 amino acids.
CGCGCCAUUUUGUCUGCAGUGUCUCGUUUGCAGUCGGUUGUGUGGAGGGAAGCGUCUUGGUCCGUAGCCGUGAGGAAGGGAACAGCCUCUAUUGUCUGUGUUUGACUCCGUAGUUUGGUCCGAGGCCUCCCGGAGCUUUCCCGGGGCAGUCGGCAGAAGCCGCCGCGACCGCCCCGCCCCUCCCCUCCGUCCCCGGGACCGGGAGGGACCCAGCCCGUGUCACGCCCCUCGGCGCUCGCCUUUCCCUUCUCUGUCGUUGCGUCCGCAUCGCGCCCCCGGAAUCAGACGGUGCCCCAUAGAUGGCCAGCUUUCCCCCGAGGGUCAACGAGAAAGAGAUCGUGAGAUCACGUACUAUAGGUGAACUUUUAGCUCCUGCGGCUCCUUUUGACAAGAAAUGUGGUCGUGAAAAUUGGACUGUUGCUUUUGCUCCAGAUGGUUCGUACUUUGCUUGGUCACAAGGACAUCGUGCAGUAAAGCUUGUUCCGUGGUCCCAGUGCCUUAAGAACUUUCUCUUGCAUGGGACCAAGAAUAUCACCAAUUCAAGCAGUUUAAGAUUGUCAAGACAAAACAGUGAUGGUGGUCAAAAACAUAAGCCUCGUGAACAUAUUAUAGACUGUGGUGAUAUAGUCUGGAGUCUUGCUUUUGGAUCUUCAGUUCCAGAAAAACAGAGCCGCUGUGUAAACAUAGAAUGGCAUCGAUUCAGAUUUGGACAAGAUCAGCUACUCCUUGCCACAGGGUUAAACAACGGGCGUAUCAAAAUAUGGGAUGUAUAUACAGGAAAACUCCUCCUUAACUUGGUAGAUCAUACUGAAGUGGUCAGAGAUUUAACUUUUGCUCCAGAUGGGAGCUUAAUCCUGGUGUCAGCUUCAAGAGACAAAACUCUGAGAGUGUGGGACCUGAAAGAUGAUGGAAACAUGAUGAAAGUAUUGAGGGGCCAUCAGAACUGGGUGUACAGCUGUGCAUUCUCUCCCGACUCUUCUAUGCUGUGUUCAGUGGGAGCCAGUAAAGCAGUGGUGGCAGCAAUAUUGGUGUGAUUGAGGUUAUGCUGGCACCACUCGCACACAGGCGCACAAUGGUGUUAGCUGGGCAGAAAGAGUGGCAUCUCUGGCUACCGGGCUGGGGGCGACCUUUACCAUAGGAUGAAGUAACCUUGCAUUCGGCUGCAAGGUGUACUGUACGUACACAGGUGCUGGUCGAUGUCCACUUUCUGCUUUUCUUUCUUUCUUUUUUUCUUUUUAAAAAUAAUUUUCCCCACAGUGAAACCAACUGACUCCUCCGAUGUAAUUGAUCUUCCAGUCUGGUGGAAUUGGGAGUCUAACAUGUGAAACCAAUUUAAUGUAAUGUAGUUGGCUUUCAAAUGGUUUCUCUGUGCUAUUUUUUGGAAUUCUUUGAGAUACUAGAGAUACCUUAAGUCUUUGAUCCAAUUGAAAAUUUGUAUUUAUUUUUCUUUGGAAAUAAUAUAUUGUGUCUGUGCAGAAAAACGUAGCAAAAAGGAUUGCUUUACUCCAAGAGGAGGAGAGUUUGUCUUAUUAGGAUUGUAAUAAACCUCCAAGCUCACGUUUAAUAUAACAGAUUGAAGUAAACAUUAGAAUCCUGUUUAGAGCUAUUCUGCACAGUAUUACUACUGAUCUUUAGAAACUAAAACUAUGUGUGAACUUGUACUAAAGUAAUUUAAAUCUUCUAUACUUAAAAUGACUAAUGAUUGUGGUUGGUUUGGGAAAAAUAAGAUUGGCAAAUCUUGAUUCACAGAAAUGUUGUUAAUUGUAUUAUUUUCGUAAAUUAGCAUUUUCAUUUUGUAAUGUGGUUUAACAUCCUUGUUGUUUGCCAAAGAAAUUUCAUUUGGCUGUGAAAAAUUCUCUUUGCUUGCAGUAUCUGUUUCUCUUCCUAGGCUCACGUUGGUGACCCAAGCCUAUUGUAAACAAGUGAUUAUCUCAAAGGGAGAUGCCAAUGGAGUAACAAUUUGUUAACCUUAUAUUUUCUGUCUGUAUAUUUUUUAAAAAUUUGGUAGUUUCUGGAAAAAAAAAAGAAGGGGGUUUGUAGUACUUAACCCUAUUUAUUUCUGUAUAUUUUAGUUAAUUAGUUUUUGGAAUAAAUGGAUGUCAGUAUAACUUUGUGGUUAAAUUGCAUUGCCUUUUUUGUGUUUAGGCUUAUUUUUAAAUUAACAUUUAACAGAAACAUUUGAAAUAGAAUUUGCAUGUUUACUUUAAUUAACUUAAAAACUGAUUUUAAUUUUUGACUAUGACACUGAGCAUAUUCUUUCAUAAUUAUUCAUAAUUUAUAAUGUUUAAUUUAAUGUAAUCUUAAUUAAAUUUAGCAGUUUUAGUUUAAGAUGUGCGAUUUUAUCCUCUGCGUGUCUGAAUGAAGCUAUAACAUUUGCCUUUUUUGCAGGUUUUCCUU